Procambarus clarkii (red swamp crayfish) is the source of this 822-nucleotide messenger RNA. RefSeq names its product cuticle protein 8-like. Gene Ontology annotation, cellular component: extracellular matrix. NCBI's taxonomy places the organism in Eukaryota, Metazoa, Arthropoda, Malacostraca, Decapoda, Cambaridae. The record is from RefSeq and is a predicted model, not a curated record.
AGGGAUCGAAUCCCCAGCAGUGACCAUGGAGGAGAGUAUAUAACACAGUGAGAAGCAGCAUUCAGCAUCACAUCUCCACCAACCAACACCAUGACCGUAGCGAAGGUUGCAGUCCUCAUGAGCAUGGUGGCUCUUGUCAUGAGUGAGACAUCCUACCUCCACUCUGCUCCUGUCCACCAUGGGACUACAGUCAUCCAUGAGGGUCCAGUCCAUCACUCGUCUUCAGGUUAUCAUGGUGGCUCUGUUGUUCACGGUGGCUCAGUUAUUCACGGUGGGCCAGUUGUUCACGGUGGCUCAGUUGUUCACGGUGGCUCAGUUGUUCACGGUGGGUCAGUUGGCCAUGCUGGUGCAGUUGGCCAUGGUGGUGCAGUUGUCCAUGGUGGCCCAGUUGGCCAUGGUGGUGCGGUUCAUAAGUCAGCCUCGCCACACUACAACUUCGCUUACGGUGUCCACGACGACUACUCCGGCACCAACUUCGGUCACAGUGAGUCCCGGGACGGCUACAAGACAGAAGGGAAGUACUUCGUCAAUCUUCCCGACGGUCGCAUCCAGACGGUCAAGUACUACGCGGACGAGCACGGCUACCACCCGGAGGUCUCCUACGAGGGCGUCGCCCACUACGACACCAACACCCACCACAAGUCCGGCCCUGUCCACGGGGGAAGCUACCAUAAAUAGGCUCCCGUGUGUCGAAAUAAAUGAUAUGUAUAUUCUUGACAAGGCGUUAAAAAUAUUUAUCAUGGUGUAAAAAAAUUGUUUCCCAUUGAAUUUGUAAAUUAAAAUUUAACUUCCCAAUUUGUAAAUAAAGAAGCGCAGAUUUAA